UGUGGCUUUGAUACAAAAACAAUGAAACAAAAUUGAGUUUCUCAGGUGUAUGCUGUAUUUCUACUGAUGGAAAGAGAGUCUAAACAUCAGAUCCUUGCUCAUGAGUGUCCUGACCAUGCUCAAUGAUAAGCCAACUGCUGGCAUAAGCACUAACGUCUGUGAAUGUUAUUGUUGAGGACCUCAAGGAUGUCUGGGGCUUGGUACAUGAUGUCCCUGUGACACUCAAUAAUAGGAGGACAGAGGAGCAGCUAUAACUCCAAAAGAGAAAGGAGGAGAACAGGAAACAUUGCAUUCUCCUGUUGAAGACCCCUCAGAUCUAAGACAAUGAUCAACUGGCGUUUUUAUCUCUGCUGCUGCAUGUAUGUAUGUGCUCUUCUCCAUGUUCCUGCAGCUUCCAUCUCUAACAUAUCCAUCAAGGAUCAGCUCCCAACUGGUAUUCAAGAUCAGGAACACAUGGAUGGGGAUUCACCGUUUCUUCAGUUAAGAGCCAGUCUGCCUUCUUAUUCACAGCCACUUCGCCCAUACACCUUAGUGACCACUGCAGAGGACUUCACCUACAUGUCCAAACCCAGGCAUUACCGCCCCUCACAUCUACUUCGUGUUCUCGGAUCCUCUUUUGACCCAUUCUGGAUGUCUAUUGAUCAGCCGUCUGAAGGCUCUGUGGUGUGCACAGACAAAGGCAACUGUGAUGCUGUGUCAAGAGGCGACUCCCUACCUGUCAAAAUAAACUUAACCAUUUCCAGAGAGGACGUCAACCUGAGUACGUCUGCAGUGCUGAGGGAGGCUGGAGAAAACCAAAUGCAGGGGUUGGCGAGGGAAGCUGCAGAUGUGGACCUGGGUUUUCUGCCUCCAGAUGUUGCCAGAUCAGUCCAAGCUUGGCUGGUGCACUCAGCCACAUGUGGAUUGCGUUCCCAGUGGGUGGAUCUGGGCCCAGCGUUCUGGCCACGUUGGCUGCGGCAGACCGACUGUGACAAGUCAGAUGGAGUGCGAAGUUGCUCCUUUCCCAGUGGCAUGGCGUGCAUGAGAGCUCAGACAACACAUAUUAAGAUUCUGGCUUGGCAUUGCUUGAAAGUGAAUGAAUCUAAGCAGAACAAGAGUGACAUGUCUGAUAUCAGCAUGUUGAUGGGGAUUGGUGAAGAAAUGAGAAAAUGUUUAUGGAGGCCGGUGCCUUAUCCUGUAGUCACAGCUUGUACGUGUAAAUGCAAAUGAUUGCUUUACUCAGUGGUGCUUCAGGAAUAUUUACUCUUAGAAAUGUAAUGCCUAGACAUUAAUUUUACUUUUGACUUUUCAUAUAGUUUUUUUUUUUCAAAUCAAAUUAUUUCACAUCAAUCAUUUACUGAUUAUUUUCUUACAAUGCAGUAUUUUUUAAUUACACCACAAUACUGGCACCACUAUUUCACCAUAUUAGUUUAUUAGUUUUGUUCAUCAAGUCAUGGAUUUUAAAAAUCUGUUCCAAUCUUGAUAAUCCCUCUUGAUAAUGAUUCACUAAAGAUACUUAAAAAUUUGAUGUGUGAAUAUUCUUGAUUUAUUUUCACUUUGACACCAAACAAAAAUAAAAUACA
Messenger RNA from Phycodurus eques (leafy seadragon), 1562 nucleotides. RefSeq names its product noggin-like. The coding region runs from base 325 to 1209 and encodes 294 amino acids. Lineage: Eukaryota; Metazoa; Chordata; Actinopteri; Syngnathiformes; Syngnathidae. The transcript has a single exon. The record is from RefSeq and is a predicted model, not a curated record. Gene Ontology annotation, biological process: osteoblast differentiation; dorsal/ventral pattern formation; negative regulation of cell differentiation.